This is a messenger RNA of Trichoderma asperellum CBS 433.97, 1404 nucleotides long. RefSeq lists its product as uncharacterized. Gene Ontology annotation, biological process: intracellular protein localization; cytoskeleton-dependent cytokinesis. Gene Ontology annotation, cellular component: cell division site; septin complex; microtubule cytoskeleton. NCBI's taxonomy places the organism in Eukaryota, Fungi, Ascomycota, Sordariomycetes, Hypocreales, Hypocreaceae. The record is from RefSeq and is a predicted model, not a curated record. Gene Ontology annotation, molecular function: GTPase activity; molecular adaptor activity; GTP binding.
UCUUCCCAUCUUUUUCCCCCAUCAAGAGCUUCAUCUUGACCCAUUCCUCUCUCUUCACUCUCGUUGCUUCUGCAAACCCUCUCCCACCGUUCUAAGGUCCCUCUCCCUCUUUACAGUCGCCUCUCAUGAUGUCCUCCAAGGUUAUCCGCCGGAAGAAGAAUGUCAAGAAGGGCAUUCAGUUUUGCCUGAUGGUGUGUGGUGCCUCUGGCACUGGCCGAACCACCUUCGUCAACACGCUCUGCGGCAAGUCUGUUCUCGAGCAUAAGGAAGCCGACGAUGCUUCCAACGCGCACAUUGAGGAGGGCGUCAAGAUCAAGCCCCUUACGGUUGAGCUUGAGCUUGACGAGGAAGGCACCCGAAUCUCGCUGACCAUUGUCGAUACCCCUGGAUUUGGCGACCAGAUUGACAACGAGGCCAGCUUCUCAGAAAUCGUUGGCUAUCUCGAGCGACAAUACGAUGACAUUUUGGCCGAAGAGUCUCGUAUCAAGCGUAACCCUCGCUUCAGGGACAACCGUGUCCACGCCAUGCUUUACUUCAUCACCCCUACCGGUCACGGUCUCCGAGAGCUCGAUAUCGAAUUGAUGAAGCGUCUUGCGCCCCGUGUCAACGUUAUUCCCGUUAUUGGCCGAGCCGAUACUCUGACCCCUCAGGAGCUAGCAGAGUCGAAGAAGCUGGUCAUGGAGGACAUUGAGCACUACAGAAUCCCCGUUUACAACUUCCCUUACGACAUUGAGGAGGACGAUGAAGAUACCGUUGAGGAGAACGCCGAGCUGAGAGGCCUUAUGCCCUUUGCCAUUGUUGGCUCAGAAGACGUGGUUGAGAUUGGUGGCCGCAAGGUCCGUGCCCGCCAGUACCCAUGGGGUGUUGUUGAAGUCGAGAACCCUCGCCACUCAGACUUCCUGGCCAUUCGAUCAGCCCUUCUGCACAGCCACCUGGCUGAUUUGAAAGAAAUCACCCACGACUUUUUGUAUGAGAACUACCGUACCGAGAAACUGUCUAAGAGUGUGGAUGGCGGUGCCUCUGGACUUGAUAGCUCCAUGAACCCUGAGGACUUGGCUUCCCAGUCUGUCCGCCUCAAGGAAGAGCAGCUCCGACGAGAGGAGGAGAAGCUGCGCGAGAUCGAGCUCAAGGUCCAGCGCGAGAUCAACGAGAAGCGACAAGAGCUGCUGGCGCGCGAAUCGCAGCUUCGCGAGAUAGAGGCCCGCAUGCAGCGCGAGACUGCCGCCGCCCAGGCAUCCCCAGCGCUGGAAACCAGUGUCAACGAGGAGUAGAUUCUCUCGAAUCACAUGUUAGGUCUUUCUUCGGCAUUAUAAAAGUAAAUUGCGACGUUGGUCUAUUUAUCGCUGCCGGCGUUGGGUUUUACCUCUCCUACACAAACUGAAGAGCAAAGAGAUGAGAGCACCC